Daphnia pulex (common water flea) is the source of this 983-nucleotide messenger RNA. Its product is annotated as otolin-1-like. The record is from RefSeq and is a predicted model, not a curated record. The transcript has 3 exons. NCBI's taxonomy places the organism in Eukaryota, Metazoa, Arthropoda, Branchiopoda, Diplostraca, Daphniidae. The coding region runs from base 46 to 735 and encodes 229 amino acids.
AUUUUCAAUUUUGAAGAAUACAGUACAUUCAACAACACAAACAGAAUGUUCUCUUUGGUCGCUGUAGUUUGCGUAUGCCUUACCGGGUUCGUGCUGUGCAUGGACCAAAUAAAUUCACCCAUGAUGGAGCACCGACAAGAAGUUAGCCAUCCGUUCUUCCAUCCUUAUUUUAGCCAAUUUUUAAUUCAACCGGAAAUAUCAGCCAGAACUCUACAGCAUCGUGGUAGUUACGUCCCGGAAACGGAUGCGAAAAAAUGGCGCGGUUUUGGCUAUUCGAAUUGGAAUUCGAAUUCGAAGGGUGUCGAUGAAUUAUUGCUGCUGAUUGCCAAACAUGGAAUAAAAGGGGAAAAAGGAGAACCCGGAGCGACUGGUGCCCACGGAGAAAAGGGACCAACAGGAAGUCACGGACCAACAGGAAGUAUGGGACCACCAGGCCAUCCAGGACAUCCAGGUCCUCAAGGUCCUCGAGGAUAUCCCGGAUUUCACGGAAUGGCAGGACCAAAAGGAGAUAAAGGAUACAAGGGAGAUAUGGGACAUCAUGGAGAAGGAAAGGGAUAUGAGGGACCACCAGGCCCUGAAGGACCUAAAGGAAGCAAAGGAAGUAAAGGCAGCAAAGGAGACCAUGGAGAAUAUCAUGGAGAUCAUCAUGGAGAUCAUCAUGGAGAUCAUCAUGGAGGCAAGGGAUACCAAGGCAAAGGAGGCAAAGGAGGCAAAGGAGACGGAAAUUCUCGAUGAUUCCGUCGUCUCCAUCUUCCUCACCUGAUGGCCACCAAGUAGAUUUAUAGCAUGGGAAUUGCUUUAGAGAUAUCAAUAGGUUUUGUUAGCUUGAAGACGAAUUGUAGUGUCACCAUUGGGUUGGGUUUUUGGCUGAUUAGAGGUGUGGUGAUGUCUUACGAACACUAAAAACUUUUGCUAAUAUUAUUAUAUCCCCAAAACCAUUGUUAUUACUUAAACAAAUACACGACUUUUGGUGCAAGGUAAAA